Messenger RNA from Leptopilina boulardi, 1143 nucleotides. RefSeq lists its product as uncharacterized. Gene Ontology annotation, molecular function: nucleic acid binding. The coding region runs from base 1 to 1143 and encodes 380 amino acids. The transcript has a single exon. The record is from RefSeq and is a predicted model, not a curated record. Lineage: Eukaryota; Metazoa; Arthropoda; Insecta; Hymenoptera; Figitidae. Gene Ontology annotation, biological process: DNA integration.
AUGGAGAAUGGCAUUUUGCGAGUGGGUGGUAGAUUGAAACAUGCUGAUCUUGAUAAUGAUCAAAUUCACCCUAUCCUUAUUCCUAAACGUCACCCUUUUACCAUCCUUUUGAUUCGCGAUGCUCAUCUUAAUAUGAAACAUGCAGGAACUAAUGCGACGCUGUAUAAUCUACGACAAAAGUAUUGGAUAAUAGAUGGGAGAUUAGCAGUUUGUCAGGUAGUGACGUCAUGCGUGAUAUGUCGUAAGGCUAGGCCUAGAGAGAUUAAUUAUGUUAUGGGUAAUCUUCCAAGAGUAAGAGUUUCUGUUGCGAGACCAUUUGAAAAUGUUGGAGUGGAUUUUUGUGGUCAUUUUUUUAUUAAAGAAAAAAGAACUAGAAAUAGAUCAAAAUUAAAAGUAUAUGCGGCCAUAUUUGUAUGUCUUGCCUCUAAGGCGGUUCACAUCGAGUUGGUUGAGAACUUAACGACCGAAGCGUUCAUCGGAUGCUUGCGCAGAUUUUUUGCGAGACGCGGAAAAGCUCGAGCCUUGUAUUCAGAUAGUGGCGCCAAUAAUGAGCUUAGGGACCUUCACGACUUUUUAAACUCAGAACAGGGAAAUGCAAAAAUUCAGCGAGAAUUAUCAAAUGAAUUAAUUGAAUGGAAUUUUAAUCCACCUCGGACCCCCCACUUUGGUGGAAUUUGGGAGGCAGCCGUGAAGGCCCUUAAACAUCAUUUGCGAAGAGUGGUCGGCGACGCGUUAUUGUCUUUUGAAAGUUUGAAUACGCUUAUGUGUGAAAUUGAAGCCUUGUUAAACUCGCGCCCAUUGACACCAAUGUCCUCGGAUCCAAAAGAUUUAAAUGUAUUAACGCCGGGACAUUUGCUUAUCGGACAAUCACUUGCAACUAUUCCCACGACCGACCUUUCCACAAUUCCUGUAAAUAGAUUGAGUAUGUGGCAACAUAUUCAAAAAAUCAAGGGAGAUUUUUUGAAAAGGUGGGUGGGGGAAUAUCUUAAUGAAUUAAACGCAAAGAGUAAAUGGAUGGUUGGGGAAGGUAAUAUAAAGGUGGGAACAUUGGUGACAAUAAGGGAAGAUAAUAUUCCACCGAUGCAUUGGUGUAUGGGCCGAGUUGUUGAGUUGAUUCCGGGUGAUGAUGUGUACUAUUUGUAA